AGAUACCCCGAAAAGAACCAACAAGUCACAAGUGUGCAGGGCCCCGGACGAGAGCACUUCACCAACCAACCAAGAGAAAUUCCUCGCCUCAACACUCAAUUUCUUGCCUGGCCUCGGCCACAUCGAUCUGCCAAAUUCUCGAGCACUGGUGGGCGCGGGGGCGAAUGGUGGAAGGCGGCGACGGCGGCGAGGUGGCGGACGGGUUGCCGACUUCGGGUUUGGCCUCUCCUGUCCAUUCCUGGCCCGCUUGAUGGUAGCAAGGGAAAUAAAGAUGACAACCAGUGAAAACUUACGCACGGAACUGUUGUCGAGGACUCCACCUUUUGGUUUAAGACUAUGGGUUGUGCUUGGCAUAAGCAUUUGGGCUGCAAUACUGUUUGUCCUGGGCUGCAUAUGCUUCCUGCUGAUAUACUGGAGGAAACAAGGGAAUCGGAAUCGCAGUAAGAUUUCUGAACCUGAAAUCCCUGAUGUAACCAAAGAGAUUGCAGUAGAUGAAGCGGGCAGCCGAGCUUUUGUCGAGAAUUUCUGUGCCCAAGAAACUCACAGCUUUCCGGUCAAGGGGAGAUAUACUGAGAAAGAUUCAGGGAAACUGUUGGCUCACUCGAUUACGAGUGAAUCAAGUGGUGACCAUAAUUUUAUUGAGUGCAUCUCAGUGAAGCAAUAUGAUAGGAGCCACUCUGGUGAUGAGGGCAGCUCAGCGUAUGAUAAGAGGCAGUUUUCUCAGUCUGCCACCAUGUCCAUGUCUCCCAGGACUGGUCUCCCAGAGUUCUCUCAUCUGGGUAUGGGUCAUUGGUUUACUCUCAGAGAUUUGGAGCGUGCAACAAAUGGGUUCUCUAAUGAGCAUAUCAUCGGAGAGGGGGGAUAUGGGGUUGUUUACCAUGGCCAACUUGUAAAUGGAACUGAUGUUGCCAUAAAAAAGCUUUUUAACAAUAUGGGCCAGGCAGAAAAAGAGUUUAAGGUCGAAGUUGAGGCCAUUGGUCAUGUUAGGCAUAAAAAUCUUGUCCGGCUUCUGGGUUAUUGCGUUGAGGGAAGCCACAGGAUGCUUGUCUAUGAGUACAUCAGCAAUGGGAACUUAGAUCAAUGGUUGCAUGGUGCGAUGCGUCAACAAGGUGUUCUUACUUGGGAAGCCCGCAUAAAAGUUACCCUUGGAAUUGCUAGAGCAUUGGCUUAUUUGCACGAAGGGAUAGAGCCAAAAGUGAUUCACCGUGAUAUCAAAUCAAGUAAUAUCCUUAUUGAUGAAGAAUUCAAUGGCAAACUUUCUGAUUUCGGAUUAUCUAAGCUCUUGGGUGCAGGCAAGAGCCAUAUUACUACUCGAGUUAUGGGAACUUUUGGCUACGUAGCACCUGAAUAUGUAAAUACGGGGCUGCUAAAUGAGAAGAGUGAUGUCUAUAGUUUUGGGGUACUUCUCUUGGAAGCGGUGACUGGAAGGGAUCCAGUUAACUAUGGUCGGCCUGCUAAUGAGGUUCAUAUGGUGGAGUGGCUUAAACUGAUGGUUGGCAGCAGGAGAGCAGAGGAGGUGGUUGAUCCUGAAAUGGAGACUAAGCCAACUAAACAGGCUCUGAAGCGUGCCCUCCUACUCGCACUCAAGUGUGUAGACCCUGUUGCUGACAGAAGGCCUACGAUGGGUCAGGCCGUCCAUAUGCUAGAAGCAGAGGAUGUGCCAACACGGGAGGAUCGGAGGAAGAGCCGGCUGGCACAAAUAGAUGGUGGCAACACCUGACCUCGGUCAGUCCCCAAAUCAAGGUUGCGGGUGUUUGAAAGUUUUUAUGAUUGGAAAGAUUCAUCUUGGGACAUACAACAUAAAUAAAGCUCUUCACUUGGAAAAAGAUCAAAUAAAGCUUUUGCUGGUACUGGAUGGAAGAGACUACUUGGUAAGAUGGGAAUCCACAUUUUCCACAAAAGUAAACCUCGACAGCCUGAAUUGAAGGGCAUAAUUGCACUUUAGAGUUCAGAGCACAUCAUAUGAAUUUUAAAAUGGACAGCGAGUAUGCUCAUUUUUACUGGGUGGCGAUGGCGAGGAUUUGUUUUCCCAUACAUUUACGGUGAUUGAUGUUUGGAAACCAGAUGAUCAAAUCCACUGUACAGUCUAAAGUAAUCUAGCACUAUCUUCCUUUUUUGACAAA
Messenger RNA from Lolium perenne, 2123 nucleotides. RefSeq names its product probable receptor-like protein kinase At2g42960. The record is from RefSeq and is a predicted model, not a curated record. Gene Ontology annotation, molecular function: ATP binding; protein kinase activity. Gene Ontology annotation, biological process: protein phosphorylation. Lineage: Eukaryota; Viridiplantae; Streptophyta; Magnoliopsida; Poales; Poaceae.